CUGAGGAGAAACUUGGUUCCCAUUCAAUAGAAUUUUAGGUGGGCGAUGACUUUCAUCGUUAGAUGAGGAACUGAGUCACAGUUAGCUGUAGUUGGCAAUCGAGGCGUAGACAUGUGUGGAAUUUUUGCCUAUCUGAACUACCAUGUGCCACGGACUCGCCGGGAGAUCCUGGAGAUCCUCCUCAAAGGCCUGCUCCGUCUGGAGUACCGUGGCUACGACUCUGCCGGUGUUGGAAUUGAUGGCGGGAACGGCAAGGAAUGGGAGGCCAAUGCCCGGUCUAUUCAGCUGAUCAAGCAGAGCGGAAAAGUGAAGGCUCUUGACGAUGAGAUCACCAAGCAGCAGGACAUGGACAUGGAUGUGGAGUUUGAUGUCCACCUUGGCAUCGCCCACACUCGCUGGGCUACCCAUGGUGCCCCCAGCCCUGUCAACAGCCAUCCACAAAGGUCUGACAAGAGCAACGAGUUCAUUGUCAUUCAUAAUGGAAUUAUCACAAACUACAAAGACCUGCGGAAAUUCCUGGAGAGCAAGGGUUAUGAGUUUGAGUCUGAGACGGACACAGAGACCAUUGCCAAGCUGGUGAAGUACAUGUAUGACAACCGUGAGAGUGAAGACCUCAGCUUUGCUACUCUGGUGGAGAGAGUGACCCAGCAGCUGGAGGGAGCUUUUGUCCUAGUCUUCAAGAGUGUCCAUUACCCUGGGGAGGCAGUAGGCACUCGGAGAGGAGGUCCUCUGCUUAUUGGGGUGAAAAGUGACCACAAGCUGUCCACAGAUCACAUUCCUAUCCUGUAUCGAUCAUCCGGUAAAGACAAGAAGGGCUGCCCCACCCUGCCCAGGAUGGAGCAGGACACCUGCCACACACUCUUCGCUGAGGACAAGAAGUCUGUGGAGUACUACUUUGCCUCUGAUGCCAGCGCGGUGAUUGAGCACACCAAUCGGGUGAUCUUCCUGGAGGAUGAUGACGUGGCAGCGGUGACGAAUGGACGACUCACCAUCCACCGCAUCAAGCGUACAGCCGGAGACCACCCUGCCCGCGCCAUCCAGACCCUGCAGAUGGAGCUGCAGCAGAUCAUGAAGGGUAACUACAGCUCCUUUAUGCAGAAGGAGAUCUUUGAACAGCCAGAGUCUGUGGUUAACACCAUGAGAGGAAGGGUCAACUUUGAUGACAACACGGUAAUCCUGGGUGGACUGAAGGAUCAUAUUAAAGAGAUCCAAAGGUGUCGACGGCUCAUCCUAAUCGCCUGCGGCACCAGUUACCAUGCUGGGGUGGCGACUCGCCAGGUACUGGAGGAGCUGACUGAGCUGCCUGUUAUGGUGGAGCUGGCCAGCGACUUCCUGGAUAGAAACACACCAGUGUUCCGUGACGAUGUCUGCUUCUUCAUCAGCCAAUCAGGUGAGACAGCAGACAGCCUGAUGGCCCUGCACUACUGUAAGGAGAGAGGAGCCCUGACGGUGGGCGUCACCAACACAGUGGGCAGCUCCAUCUCCAGAGAGACCGACUGUGGGGUGCACAUCAACGCUGGGCCAGAGAUAGGAGUGGCCAGCACCAAGGCCUACACCAGUCAGUUUGUGGCUCUGAUCAUGUUUGCGCUGUUGAUGUGUGAUGACAGGAUCUCCAUGCAGCCACGGCGACGUGAGAUUAUCCAGGGACUGAGAGUUCUGCCAGACCUGAUCAAGGAAGUGCUGAGUCUGGAUGAUGAGAUCCAGAGACUGGCCGCAGAGCUGUACCAGCAGAAGAGUGUUCUCAUCAUGGGCCGAGGCUACCACUACGCCACCUGCUUGGAGGGAGCACUGAAAAUCAAGGAGAUCACGUACAUGCACUCUGAGGGCAUCCUGGCUGGGGAGCUGAAGCACGGCCCUCUGGCCCUGGUCGACAAACUCAUGCCCGUCAUCAUGAUCAUCAUGCGAGACCACACCUACACCAAGUGUCAGAACGCACUGCAGCAGGUGGUGGCCCGCUCGGGCCGACCCAUCGUGAUCUGUGACAAAGAUGACUAUGAGACUGCCAAGAGUUCGAGCCGCACCAUCAAAGUGCCGCACUGUGUGGACUGUCUGCAGGGCGUUCUGAGUGUCAUCCCCCUGCAGCUGCUCUCCUUCCACCUGGCUGUGCUCAGGGGCUUUGACGUGGAUUUCCCAAGGAACCUGGCCAAAUCUGUGACGGUAGAGUGAAACAUGCCUUUUGAAGCCCCCAAAACCCAUUUCACCUCACAUACAUACAUACAUACAUACAUACAUACAUACAUACAUACAUACAUACAUACAUACAUACAUACAUACAUACAUACACACUACGCAGGAACAGCUGUCACAUGGAUACCAAGAGGAGCAGAGAGAGCACACUUUCCUGUUUUAUAUGUCUUGUCAUAUUUUUCUGCAAUUGUUACUCUUGUACUCUAAGCAUUCUGUAUCUCUGUCACUUUUCUCAAAACACAUGUGAAGGCAUUGUUAUGAAUUGUAUUGUUUUUUUUGUCAAGUGUGGUAAGGUAAGGGUUGGCAGUAAUGUUGGCAUUUAGGAGCUCACAUCGGUUACUGGAGUGCAUGCAGUUAAUGAUCCAACUAAAGGAAAGAUGGAAAAAAUAUCUAUUUUGGAUGAUGCCCAACAGUGCUCAUAACUGAAAUGUGCACAUCUUUUCCAAUGUUGACUACUUGCAGCUGUUUUUUCAGUUAAUUCAGCUGUUUGUUGGCUGAAGUCAAGAGUAUAUAGGAAAGUCUUACUGAAGUUUCUGGUUCUUUUGGUGUUUCAUUGGUGCAAUGAUUUUGUCUAUUGAGAUCAGUUUUCUUUGGCAGCUAGAACAUCUAUAACCGUCAUUUGAAAUGUUUCUGUUACUUUUGUGUAUGUUGAGUGAAGUCUUAAAUCAUUCCGAGUCAUAUUGUAGUCCCGACUCUAAAUCUGAAGUGCUUCCAGGAAGAAAGUCUGUUAAGUCAUGCUUUAGCCUACUGACCUGUGCCAGAGGUUGAGAACUCCCCCGUUGUUUUCCUCGGAAUGCCAUAAUGACAAAUUAUUUUUGACUUGUAACUUGUAAAAGUUUUUGAAUGUUUUAUAGUACAACAAGAAACUUGUAACAUGCUUGCUUGUGUAUACUAUUGUGUAACUUUUUUAGUCAUUGGCUAGGUUACAAAAGCAACUUGCAGUGAUGCACUCCUUGUGGUUUGGCAGACCUCCUAUAGGAGAGUUAACAAACUCUCGCCUAAACCAUGUUGAGCAUCUGAAUGAUUGACUGUCCUGGCAUAAUAAUCAUGCUUUUAAAAUUCUAACAGCUACUGUGUCCGAGUGACAUGAGUUGAAUCAUUUACCCAAUCAUUUGAAAGAUGGCACCGUACAACGUUAGACAUCUACAAUGAAGACUAGUGAAAUAAUGAAAUUAUUACUUAUCUCUCUAAGCCUAUGUUACUGUCAUUGUGACUUGGUGGAAGUGUAGCAAUAUUCAAGAACUCUUCAAUUUCACUGGUCUUGUUGACCUAUUUUCUGCCUUGUUGCUGAGGAGGCUCAAUUUGGGUCUCUGGUCUACAAUAUAACUCUAAAUAGAAGAAAAAGUACCAAGUGAAAUGAAGUUGCUGCUCAGAGUGCUAUUUGCACCAACAUUUUGCCUACCCCAUGCCCUGCCACCAUACCAAUUUUAAUUGCAAUAUUGGGACCAUUUAUUUUUUUAUUUUUUUUCCUUUCUAUUAAUUUGUACGUUUCUCAGUUUGUUUACUUGGUAGAAAGCUUCUUUUUGAUCUGAAUGUGACUGACAUUCGAGAUGUCCCCUGUACCCAAAAAAGGUCACUAUUUUACAAUCGCUUAUGCAGUCAAAAACCAAAAAACCUUUUCUAUGUUAAAUUUGCUUUGAGUAACCAAAGGUAUGGUUUUAGAGAUUAUGUUCGUAGGGGUUUGUGUGUACUGUAAGUGGUCUGUCCAGAAGAGGCCUACAGGGCAAUACAGCAAGCUUGUUAAAAUAUGUAGCUGCUAUUGUAGAUGGAACUCAACAUGUCAGCUGUGUGCUCUCCCAAAUGUCUAAUAAAUUAGUCUUUUUAUAAACCAAGGUUGAAGCAAAGCAUGUAAAAUCACAGAGAAGAAAAAAAUACUUUCUAAAUAAUGGGCCAUUCUAGUUUUUUUUUUUUUUUUUUUUUAACUUUUCAGUUUAAGAUCUUUGUCUUGCUGUUGCAAUCAAGCCUUAAAAUUAGAGUUUUUAGGCAAAUCACCUGAAAAGUGGUCUCUAUUCAGCCUUUGUAUCUGUUUCUUCUUAAUUGUAUUGCAUUUACUGAGCCAGUGUACUGUAUGCGUCCACGUUGACUAAGGACCCUAGCAAAGACCCCGUUUUAAACUGGACAUGGUACUAUUAGAAGUGAUUUAGUAACCCAUGCAAAAUUGCAGGUGUUUGACAGGUUUUUAGACUUGAAGUAUGGACAAGGGAACCGCUUUAGGGUCUUUCUAUAAAUAACAGGGCCAACGUGUGACAUUGGGAUCAAAAUUUCUAAAUGGUUUGAAAUAAAAAGGCUUUUCAUGCAGUUCCACAUGUGUACUUAAAGGAAUAAAAGUGAAUAUAUGCAAAUUGACUCCACUCCUAUACAACAUGGGCCUAGGACUAUACAUCUAUUAAGCAAGGUUCAUACAGAUAUUGGCAUGUCGAAUUCAGGACUUUCAGGGACUUUUUUAAGCACUUAAUUGUAAUUUUCAAAGACCUUUUAUGUUAUACAAAUGUAUAAUUUAUAUAGUGCCUUCAGAAAGUAUUCAAACCCCUUGACCUUUUCCACAUUUUGUGUUACAGCCUGAAUUACAAAAUGGAUUAAAUAGAUUUAUUUCUCACCCAACUAUACACACACACACACUACUCCAUAAUGACAAAUUGAAAAUGAAAUACAGAAAUAUCUCAUUUCCAUAAGUAUUCACACCACGUCAUUAUGGUGUAGAAGCACUUUUGGUAGUGAUUACAGCUGUGAGUUUUCCAUACCCAGAUUGUACAUUUUCCAAUUCUUUAAGCGCUGUGAAAUGUUGAUCUUUGCUAGACAACCAUUUUCAGGUCUUGUCAGAUUUUCAAGUAGAUUUAAGUCAAACUGUAACUUGGCCACUCGGGAACAUUCACUCUCUUCUUGGUAAGCAACUCCAGUGUAGAUUUGGCCUUGUGUUUUUAGGUUAUUUUCCUGCUGAAAGGUGAAUUAAUCUCCCAGUGUCUGGUGAAAAGCAGACAACCAGGUUUUCCUCUAGGAUUUGACCUGUAGUACUUAGCUCCAUUCCACUUCUUUUUUAUAUCCUGAAAAACUCCCCAGUCCUUAACAAAUACCCAUAACCUGAUGCAGCCACCACUAUGAUUGAAAAUAAUGAGUGGUACUCUGUAUUCAGGACAAAAAGUGAAUUGCUUUGCUAAAUAGGUUGCAGUAUUACUCUAGUGCCUUGUUGCAAACAGGAUGCAUGUUUUAGAAUAUUGUUAUGUGUAGGCGUUCUUCUUUUCACUAUCAAUUGGGCUAGUAUUGUGGAAUAACUACAAUGUUGUUGAUCCAGCCUCCUUUUUCUACCAUCAGUCAUAACUGAUAUAAAGUCAAGUGUUUUAUCAUUGCAAUGCCUCACGGUGAAAAGACUGAGCGGUGUCCAUCCUCUCUGGCAACUGAGGUAGGAAACACUCCUUUAUCUUUUUGUAGUGACUGGGUCUAUUGAUACACCAUCCAAAGUGUUAUUAAUAACGCAAAGGGAUAUUCAGUGUCUGCUUUUAUUUUAUUUGUUUACCCAUCUACCAACAGGUGCCCUUCUUUGAGGCAUUGGAAAACCUCCCAGGUCUUUGUGGUUGAAUCAGUGUUUGAAAUUCACUGCUCGACUGGGAGACCAUAAUUGUAUGUGUGUGUGGUACAGAGAUUAGGUAGUCAUUCAAAAAUUGUUAAACACUUAUAGUCCAUGCAACUUAUGACUUGUUAAGCAAAUGUUUACUCCUAAACUGAUUUUAAGCUUGCCAUAACAAAGGGGUUGAGUUCUUAUUGACUCAAGCCAUUUCAGCUUUAGAUUUGUAAACAUUUCUAAAAACAAUUCCACUUUGACAUUAUUGUAUUGUGUGUAGGCCAGUAACCAAAAAAUACAUAUACAUUGAAUCCAUUUAAAGUUCAGGCUGUAACACAACAAAAUGUGGAAAAAGUAAAGUGUGAAUAAUUUCUGAAAGCACUGUAAUUGUACAUAUAGAACACCCCCCCACAACCACACACACACCAAAAAAAGGCUCUUUUUUUUAAAGUGUGGCAAUACAUUGAUAUUCGAAUUAUUAAUAUUAUUACAAUUCUAAAAUGUGAGAAUAAAGAGGACAUUGCCUGACUAAAUAGACUGGAUGCAUGCAUGGUGAUUUUGUAGUUCAAUCCCCUGAUGUCUUAAUGUAAUAACAAACAAUUUUCAGAUCAUUAUCACUGACUUAUUAACAGCUGUAACAAGUUGUCCACUGUAGGAAAUCCUCAGUGGUAUCCUGCUUAAGAGUUUCCCAAACUCGGUCCUGGGCACCCCCUGAGUACACAUUUUGUUUUUUUGCCCUAGCACUAUACAGCUGAUUCAAAUAGUCAAAGCUUGAUGAUAAGUUGGUUAUUUAAAUUUGCUGUGUAGUGCUAGGACAAAAAAAAAUAUGUGCACCCAGUGGGGCCUCAGGACCUAGUUUUGGAACCCUGCCUUAGUUUAUAGAAAGACCCAUUAACAUUCAGGUCCUGCAACAUAUGUUGGAAACUAUUGUGUUAUUGUGGGAGUGAGGUGCUUUUAUGAUCUGAUUUACUAGAACUGAUGUUAUAUUAAAGUAUUUCUCUUUCA
Oncorhynchus tshawytscha (Chinook salmon) is the source of this 6748-nucleotide messenger RNA. RefSeq names its product glutamine--fructose-6-phosphate aminotransferase [isomerizing] 1. NCBI's taxonomy places the organism in Eukaryota, Metazoa, Chordata, Actinopteri, Salmoniformes, Salmonidae. Gene Ontology annotation, biological process: fructose 6-phosphate metabolic process; UDP-N-acetylglucosamine metabolic process; carbohydrate derivative biosynthetic process. The record is from RefSeq and is a predicted model, not a curated record. The coding region runs from base 112 to 2166 and encodes 684 amino acids. The transcript has 19 exons. Gene Ontology annotation, molecular function: carbohydrate derivative binding; L-glutamine:D-fructose-6-phosphate transaminase (isomerizing) activity.